CAAGAAAAAAGUCUUCACUCUUUUCCUCUCUUCCAUUAACACUCGCUCAUUUUUCUUGUAGAGAGAAAAACCAAAGAAAAAGCUUCAAUUCACUGAGUUUCGAUUAAGAAUCAAUGGCCGAUCGAAUCCAUCCUCGUGACUCGCCUCUUACGAUGUCUCCAAACGACUCAUCGGAAAUGCCUCUGAAACCACUUCCUCCUUUUUCUCCCGAAAAGCCAGUACCACCGCCUGGAACUUACGUCAUUCAGAUUCCGAAAGAUCAAGUCUACCGCGUUCCUCCUCCAGAAAACUCCCGCCGAUUUCAGCAAUACGCUCGCCGAAAAGCUGGCCGAGGCUGGUGCCGAAGCUGCUUCUGCUGGUUUCUCCUCCUCCUCGCUGUUUUCGUCGUUCUUAUCGGCAUUACAGGUGCCGUACUCUACCUUGUUUUCAAACCUGAAUCGCCUAAAUACAACGUCACAAGCUUCGCCAUUAAAGGAAUCAAUGUCUCGUCGCCGACUCCUACGAUUUCUCCAGUCAUCGAUGUUUCCGUUAGAGCUGAAAACCCUAACGAUAAGGUUGGAAUAUACUACGGGAAAGAUAGCUCUGCCUCUGUGUACUACUCCGAUAUCCUGCUCGGUAACGGAGCUAUCCCAGCGUUUUAUCAGCCGUCGAACAACGUAACGGUGUUAAAGGCAGCGUUAAAGGGGCCAGCGAUUGAUUUGACGAGUUCCGUUCUGAAGGCGUUAAGAAACGGAGAGAAGAAAGGGAAAGUACCGUUGAAAUUGACGGUGGAGGUUCCCGUUAAGCUAAAGCUGGGCUCCGUUAAGACUUGGACACUUUCCGUUAAAGUCCGGUGCGUUGUAACGGUGGAUAAGUUAACGACGAAGGCAAAGAUUGUUUCUAAGGACUGUGAUUACAGUUGGAAACCAUGGUGGUGAAAAUAGUCCAUUUUUUUUUUUACUUUCAAAUUCUUUUUUUAAUGAAUGUGUUAUAAUAGAGUUUUUUCUUUUUCUUUUAUUAGAGAUGAAAGUAAUUUGAUUGUAUACUAAAGGACAAAGAUUAAUUUAUUUUGAUUCAGUUUUGAAUAA
Cannabis sativa is the source of this 1067-nucleotide messenger RNA. RefSeq names its product NDR1/HIN1-like protein 13. The record is from RefSeq and is a predicted model, not a curated record. The transcript has a single exon. Gene Ontology annotation, cellular component: plasma membrane. Bases 114 to 917 code for a protein of 267 amino acids. NCBI's taxonomy places the organism in Eukaryota, Viridiplantae, Streptophyta, Magnoliopsida, Rosales, Cannabaceae.